This is a messenger RNA of Molossus molossus (Pallas's mastiff bat), 8566 nucleotides long. RefSeq names its product microtubule-associated serine/threonine-protein kinase 4-like. Gene Ontology annotation, molecular function: protein binding; magnesium ion binding; protein serine/threonine kinase activity. The coding region runs from base 267 to 7517 and encodes 2416 amino acids. The record is from RefSeq and is a predicted model, not a curated record. Gene Ontology annotation, biological process: intracellular signal transduction; peptidyl-serine phosphorylation. The transcript has 26 exons. NCBI's taxonomy places the organism in Eukaryota, Metazoa, Chordata, Mammalia, Chiroptera, Molossidae.
AGCAGAACGCACGGCCCAACUCUUGUCAUUACUGUUUCUAGCUGGCCCGGCGGGCAGAGGGCAGCCCGAGAGGAAGCAAGUUUCCCGAGCCCGGGGUGGCUGUGUGCUCCUGAGAGGCUGCGGGACUUCGCAGACCCGCUCCAAGUUGUCGGAUCAGUCCUGGCGCUUCUCCGCGGGCACUGAGCAGCUCAUCCAGCUCUUAUUUUUUUCUCCCUCUCCCCGUUGUGGUCCUAUGGCCUUGAACCUGUGGUGAAUUCAAGAAAGGAAUGGAUAUGUCUGACCCCAAUUUUUGGACCGUGCUCUCAAACUUUACUUUGCCUCAUUUGAGGAGUGGGAACAGGCUGCGGCGAACACAAAGUUGCCGAACAAGCAACCGGAAAAGCUUGAUAGGCAAUGGGCAGUCAACAGCAUUGCCUCGGCCACACUCGCCCCUCUCGGCUCACGCAGGCAAUAGCCCUCAAGAUAGCCCGAGAAAUUUCUCCCCCAGUGCCUCAGCCCAUUUUUCAUUUGCACGGAGGACUGAUGGACGCCGCUGGUCCUUGGCUUCUCUCCCCUCCUCUGGCUAUGGGACAAACACGCCCAGCUCCACCGUUUCGUCAUCCUGUUCCUCCCAGGAGAAGCUGCAUCAGCUACCAUACCAACCAACGCCAGAUGAAUUACACUUCUUGUCGAAACAUUUUUGUACUACCGAAAGCAUCGCCACAGAGAGAUGCAGGAACACCUCCAUGCGCCCCCGUUCCCGGAGUCUGAGCCCUGGACGUUCUCCCGCCUGCUGUGACCAUGAAAUAAUUAUGAUGAACCAUGUCUACAAAGAAAGGUUCCCGAAGGCUACAGCUCAGAUGGAAGACCGUCUAAAGGACAUUAUCACCAGCUACUCUCCCGACCACGUCCUCCCCCUCGCAGAUGGAGUGCUCAGUUUCACUCACCAUCAGAUUAUUGAACUGGCUCGAGAUUGCUUGGAUAAAUCCCACCAGGGUCUCAUCACCUCACGAUACUUCCUUGAAUUACAGCACAAAUUAGAUAAGUUGCUACAGGAGGCUCAUGAUCGGUCAGAAAGUGGCGAACUGGCAUUCAUUAAACAGCUAGUCCGAAAGAUCCUCAUUGUCAUUGCCCGCCCUGCCCGGUUACUAGAGUGCCUGGAAUUUGAUCCUGAAGAAUUCUACUACCUAUUGGAAGCGGCAGAGGGCCAUGCAAAAGAAGGACAGGGUAUUAAAACGGACAUUCCCAGGUACAUCAUUAGCCAGCUGGGGCUCAAUAAGGAUCCUUUGGAAGAAAUGGCUCAGCUGGGAAACUAUAAUAGCGGGACAGCAGAAACACCAGAAACAGAUGAAUCAGUGAGCAGCUCUAACACGUCCCUGAAACUUCGAAGGAAACCUCGGGAAAGUGAUUUUGAAACGAUUAAAUUGAUUAGCAAUGGAGCCUAUGGGGCAGUCUACUUCGUGCGGCAUAAGGAGUCCCGGCAGAGGUUUGCCAUGAAGAAGAUUAACAAACAGAACCUCAUCCUCCGGAACCAGAUCCAGCAGGCCUUCGUGGAGCGGGACAUCCUGACGUUUGCGGAGAACCCCUUUGUGGUCAGCAUGUAUUGCUCCUUCGAAACCAGGCGCCACCUGUGCAUGGUCAUGGAGUAUGUGGAAGGGGGCGACUGUGCUACCUUAAUGAAGAACAUGGGCCCUCUCCCUGUUGAUAUGGCCAGGAUGUACUUUGCUGAGACAGUCCUGGCCUUGGAAUAUCUGCAUAAUUAUGGAAUUGUCCACAGGGAUUUGAAACCAGAUAAUUUGCUGGUCACCUCCAUGGGGCACAUAAAACUGACAGAUUUCGGAUUAUCCAAGGUGGGACUGAUGAGCAUGACUACCAAUCUUUAUGAGGGUCAUAUUGAGAAGGAUGCUCGAGAGUUCCUAGACAAACAGGUCUGCGGCACACCUGAGUACAUUGCACCAGAGGUGAUUCUGAGGCAGGGCUAUGGGAAGCCUGUGGACUGGUGGGCCAUGGGGAUUAUCCUCUAUGAAUUUCUGGUUGGAUGUGUGCCAUUCUUCGGGGACACUCCAGAAGAGCUGUUUGGACAAGUCAUCAGUGAUGAGAUCAACUGGCCGGAGAAGGACGAGGCCCCACCCCCCGAUGCCCAGGACCUGAUUACCUUGCUUCUCAGGCAGAAUCCCCUGGAGAGACUGGGAACAGGCGGUGCCUACGAGGUCAAACAGCAUCAGUUCUUCCGCUCUUUGGACUGGAACAGUUUGCUGAGACAGAAGGCGGAGUUUAUCCCCCAGCUGGAAUCCGAGGACGACACCAGUUACUUUGACACUCGGUCAGAGAAGUAUCACCACAUGGAGACUGAGGAAGAAGAUGACACGAACGACGAAGACUUCAACGUGGAAAUAAGGCAGUUCUCCUCAUGCUCACAUCGGUUCUCCAAGGUUUUCAGCAGUAUAGAUCGAAUGACUCAGAAUUCAGGAGAAGAGAAGGAAGACCCUGGAGACAAAACCAAAAGCACAACUUUGCCAUCCACGGAAACAUUAAGCUGGAGUUCAGAAUAUUCUGAAAUGCAACAGUUAUCCACAUCCAACUCUUCAGAUACUGAAAGCAACAGACAUAAACUCACUUCCGGCCUGCUUCCCAAACUGGCUAUUUCAACAGAGGCAGAACAAGAUGAAGCCACUCCCUGCCCCGGAGACCCCCGUGAGGAGCCAGAAAAGCCAGCCCUUCCUCCUGCUGAGUGUGCUCAGGAGGAGCCUGAGGUCACCACCCCGGCCAGCACCAUCAGCAGCUCCACCCUGUCAGUUGGCAGUUUUUCAGAGCACUUGGAUCAGAUAAAUGGACGCAGCGAGGGUGUGGACAGUGCAGAUAAUUCCUCAAAGCCAUCCAGUGAACCCACUUCUCACGUGGCUCGGCAACGCUUAGAAAGCACAGAAAAAAGGAAAAUCUCGGGGAAAGUCACAAAGUCCCUUUCUGCCAGUGCCCUGUCCCUCAUGAUCCCAGGAGACAUGUUUGCUGUUUCUCCACUGGGGAGUCCCAUGUCUCCCCACUCCUUGUCCUCGGACCCUUCCUCCUCACGGGAUUCCUCUCCCAGCCGGGAUUCUUCAGCGGCUUCUGCCAGUCCGCACCAGCCCGUUGUCAUCCACAGCUCAGGGAAGAACUAUGGGUUCACCAUCCGAGCCAUCCGGGUGUACGUGGGAGACAGCGACAUCUACACCGUGCACCACAUUGUUUGGAAUGUGGAAGAAGGAAGUCCAGCAUGCCAGGCGGGACUGAAGGCCGGGGACCUGAUCACACACAUCAACGGAGAACCCGUGCAUGGACUUGUCCACACGGAAGUCAUCGAGCUGUUGCUGAAGAGUGGGAAUAAGGUGUCAAUCACUACCACCCCGUUUGAAAACACAUCCAUCAAAACGGGACCAGCCAGGAGAAACAGCUAUAAGAGCCGGAUGGUGAGGCGGAGCAAGAAAUCCAAGAAGAAGGAAAACCUGGAAAGGAGGAGAUCCCUUUUCAAAAAACUAGCCAAGCAGCCUUCUCCUUUACUUCACACCAGCCGAAGUUUCUCCUGCUUGAACCGAUCACUGUCCUCGGGGGAGAGCCUCCCGGGGUCCCCCACCCACAGUCUGUCUCCCCGAUCUCCCACGCCCAGCUAUCGGUCCACCCCUGACUUCCCAUCUGGAACUAACUCCUCGCAGAGCAGCUCCCCAAGUUCUAGUGCUCCCAACUCCCCAGCGGGGUCAGGACACAUCCGACCCAGCACUCUCCACGGUCUGGCCCCCAAACUCAGUGGGCAGCGGUACCGGUCCGGGAGGCGCAAGUCAGCGGGCAGCAUCCCACUGUCCCCCCUGGCCCGGACACCCUCUCCGACUCCGCAGCCCACGUCUCCUCAGCGGUCUCCGUCGCCUCUGCUGGGACACUCACUUGGCAAUUCUAAGAUUACUCAAGCCUUUCCCAGCAAAAUGCACUCCCCUCCCACCAUCGUCAGACACAUCGUGAGGCCCAAGAGCGCGGAGCCCCCGCGGUCGCCCCUGCUCAAGCGCGUGCAGUCGGAGGAGAAGCUCUCUCCCUCCUACAGCAGCGACAAGAAGCACCUGUGCUCCCGCAAGCACAGCCUGGAGGUGACCCAGGAGGAGGUGCAGCGGGAACAGCCGCAGCGGGAGGUGACCCUGCAGAGCCUGGAGGAGAACACCUGUGACGCCCCGGCCCUCAGCCGGGCCAGGCCGGUGGAGCAAGGCUGCCUGAAGCGCCCGGUCUCCCGGAAGCUGGGAAGGCAGGAGUCUGUGGACGACCUGGACCGGGAGAAGCUGAAGACCAAGGUGGUGGUGAAGAAACCCGACGGCCUCCCGGAGAAACAAGACUCCCACCAGAAACCCCACGGACUUGCUAGUGACUUGGAAAACCACUCUGCCUUGAGGCUGGAAGAGAGAGAGAAGAAAAUAUAUCCAAAGGUUUUAGAAAGGUCAACCCAUUUUGAAAGCAAAGCAGCCGCACCGGAGGCGCAGGCCCUGGGCAGCCUGCUGAAGGGCGCCCUUCACAAGCGGGCCAGCGAGGGCGCGGCCGCCGACGGGGUGGCGGCUGCCUGUGGCCAGGCGCCCGGGGAGCUCGGCCAGGGCCCCUGUGACUUCAAACACGCCUCUGCUCCCAGCAUCCUUCAAGAUGGUCUCUGUCACUCCGCAGACAGGCCCGUCUCCGGGAAGGGGGACAGUGUGGAGAAGGCUCCCCCGGCCAAGGAGUGUCUCCGGUGUGAAAAGUUAGAUGGCAAGCUGGCCAACAUCGAUUACCUCCGAAAGAAAAUGUCAGUCGAAGACAAAGAUGACAACGUCUGUCCUGUGCUCAAGCCCAAGAUGACCCCUAGUGCCCAUGAAUGCCUGCCAGGAAACGCAGUCCGGCCCGUGAGUGGGCAGCAGGAGACGGCGCCCACCUCUGAGAGCCGAGCGUUCAUCAGCAGCGCCCACGUGGCUCCGAUGAGCGGCGUGUCCUUCGUCCCGCUCAAGGCCUUAGCUGGCCGGGUGGACGGCGGAGCAGAGAAGCCGGGCUUGGUUGCUUCUGAGUCACCUGUCCGGAAGAGCCCCUCUGAGUAUAAGCUGGAAGGUAGGUCUGUGUCAUGUCUGAAGCCAAUUGAGGGCACUCUGGACAUUGCGCUCCUGUCUGGACCCCAGGCCCCCAAGACCGAGCUGCCUUCCCCAGCAUCCACACAGAGCCCCAGCCCAGGCAGCGGGCCCUCUGUGCCGCCCGCUCUCCCCAGCAACAGGGGGAAGAAGGGUGACCCCGCUACUCAGAAGGAGCCUUCCCCUGCUGGCUUCAAGGUGAACAAAUCCUGCGUGCUCGAGCCUCGGUUCCUGCCACCCAGCCGGGGUCUCCAGGGUGCACCAUCCGCUCCCCUGCCCGACCCAGAGCUGAAGCAGGACAGGAAAGUUGCCCAUGCUACCAGGAGCCUGGCCACAUACGUGGAGAACGACCCCCAGCGGAGAGAGGGCAACCCCAGCAAACACCAAGGCCCGAGCCCCGACGCGAGAUGCCUGCCCUUGCUGGGGCAGAAUGCCCAGGGCGCCCACCCGGCCAGGCCCCACGGCCCGCUCCCACCGGAAGUCGCCCCCUCCCGGGACAAGCUGAGUGGGAGGGAAUCGCUGGAAAAGGGCCCUUCCGCAGCCAGAACUGAGCCGUCUGCUGCCAGGGCGAAUGUCCGCAGAGACCCCUCCAUGGAGCUGUGUCCUCCAGAAGCUGCUAAACCCGGUGACAACAGGAACCUCUCCUCUGUGGGGAGGGCCCGCCCGGACCUCCAUGCACAGACCCAGGCCGUGGAGAAAGCGUGGGGGCCUUGUGGGAAGACAAACCACAGAGAUGGCCGAGAUGAGGCCAGGCCGCCGGCCAGAGAGGACUCCUCUUCACACUCAGUGGGGACCCCUUGUGAGAGGGAGCUGGGCAAGGGGAGGAGUGGCCUGGAACCCAAGGCGGACGCCCCUCCGGCCCGGCGCGCCCUGCCGCCCCCCGAGAGUGGGAGGAGUGAAAAGCUCUCCAGUUUCCCUGCUCUGCAGAAAGAAGCCUCCAAGGAACCAGAAAGGAAAGAACAGCUGCAACAGCGUCCCAGCGGUGGCUCUCAGCCCCCACCGGUUACCAAAGAACUGCCCAGCCUGGCAGCUCGGCAGCACUGGGGCACCCCCAGCCUCUCUUCAGGCAGAGAGCUGGGCAGCAAACCCUGUGCGGCAGAGCCCAGCCUGGGCCUCCAGGACCCACCCAAGCCCACUGCUGGGCACAGCGAAAGCAGUGGCCACAAGCCCAGGCCUGGCCUUGACCCUCCGAAGUCCAAGCACACAGACAGGCCCCUCUCCUCGCAGAAGCUGAGCGUCGGGGCUGCAGUGGUCAGAGAGCCUGGCACACAGGCCCCCGGUGGCCCCAGCCGAGAGGGAAAGGGCAGCAGUAAGGACGUGUUGGAUGCACCCCCUGCCCUCCCAGGCCCCCAGAACACAGCCAGCAAUGUGAUCUGCCAGGGAGGCGGUGGGCCCUCAGGCUCCCUGCUUCCCAAAGGGGGUCCUCUGGACACCAAGCUGAAGCCCCCCGAUGGUGGGCACGUCCCAGAGAUGCGGGAGAAGCCUGUGCACCUGCCACGGCAGGGACACCCAGGGCUGAGUGAGUCUGUGGACCAGAAACUUCCCACUGUCAGUGAAAAGCUAGACCUGUCUCCAAAGCACCCCAAACCAUCCACUGUGAAAGAUGGCCCCCUGCCAUGCAGACAGACAGACAAGAGCCCUAGCCCCUUGGCCACGGCCACAGAUAGGAAGUCUGAAGGGAAGAAAUACACGGAAGCACUUUAUGUUCCGGCGGACGGCGGGAAGCCGGAGGACAGCUGGUCUCUGGCACAUGGUGAGGCCAGGCCGAGGGGCACAGAGAGGCCGGCAGCAGCCCUGGGGAAGGGCUUGUCAGAGGCCAAGGGGAAAGGGCUUGGUCCCCAGAAGCCACCAACGGAGGCAGGCAAGCCCGGCGGCAUGAAAUGGUCCCCCUCAGCCAUCGGGCAGAGUUCGUUUCGGUCCACUGCCCUCCUGGAGACGUCUCUGGGCGGCUCUGCCAGCUUUCCUGAAGCCAGACCAGGAGUUCGAGAGGCCCCCACAGCCAGCGGCGACCCCUCUCCUGCCCAGGCCGGUGGAGCCACCGCUGAGCCCGCAGCUCCCAGCCACCGGGACCAGAGGAAACCCCCAUCUGGGGGCGACGGUGGAGCUCAGAUGACAAAGAGUGACUCCUUUCCAUCCUUCCGGAGCCCCACCGUCACCAUGGAGUUACACCACCCCAACCCAAACGGGGCAGGGGGAGCCGGUCCCCGGGACAGGGCCCCCUCGGUAACGGCCAGCACAGGAGAAACCAAAGGGAAAGAGCCUGCCCCGGCCCAGCCUCCUCAGACUAGGAAACAGAACGUGGGCAGAGAGGGCGCCAAGCCGUCCCCUGCUCCCAGCUCUGACCGCCCCGUCGCCCUUUCUUCUGAGAAGGACUUCGUGGUCCGGCAGAGGCGGGGGAAGGAGGGUUUUCGGAGCAGCCCUCACAAGAAGGCCUCCUAAUGGGGCAGCCCCAGCGGCACAGGGGGACCCCGCCUGAAUGUGUCACUGCGUCCUGACUACCUUCGAAACCAGCACUGCGGGAAUUGCCAGGCAGGGCCUGGGGCCGCGCUGCAGGAGGGGGAGAGAGAGAAAGAGGAAAGAAAGAGGGACCUCUUCCAAAUGCCUUCCCAGUUCUAACCGGUAAAACUGUUACCAGAUAGUGUUUGUACGAGAAAAAUAAACACCUUUACAGUUGAGGGUUGUUGAGGGUAUUUCUCUGUAAAUAUCUGGCAAUGUGUUUGGUUUGGGAUGUAGAGUCUACACCUUGCUGCUCAUUGCAUCAUUUACUACAGCUUUAAAAAAAAAAAAAAGUAAGAUUUUUGCUUUACCACGUAUUAUAAUGUAGUAAUGAAGCAAAAUGGUUAAAACCGAUGUAUGUGAAAGUAUGGAGACACCCAUAUUCGUGUAUAUACACACCCACACACAUGUUUUGGUCUGUGGUUUGACUAUUUUAAGACUACAUUUUUUCUAAGUUAAAACACCCAGAGUAGAGAGAAAGAUGCAAGAAAUCCUUGGAUACAGUAGCUGGUGAGUUUUUAUGUGUCUUUUUAACCAGAGAUUUGGGUAGUACUGUAUCUGGCUACCUGUGUUUCCAGAUCUAACGCCAGAAGUACUCUAAUUGCUGCACCUGGAAUCCUCCUCCGCUAGGAAUGGCCCGCACACGUGGGCUCGCCGUGUCCAUCUCACGGUCAUCCUAAUGAACCUUUCGCUCCUGCGUCCCCCGCCCGCAAGGCCGGCUGUCCUCGUCGGGGGCUGUGUCGUCGGCUCUCCACCCUCGGUCGAGCGGGGCCUCUAAACACACGUGGUCUUUCUGUCUGUGCUCCUGCUUUUUCUUCGUUUCAUGCUCUUAAACUCAGGCCUUUCUGCUGUGAGCCGCUAGUCUGAGAAGCACACCUGCGAUAGUCCAGCACCAGCUCUGCUCUGAACACAAAAGGAACAGGACUCGCUGCACACACACCUGCUAGUACUUAGCUUGAGUAACAAGCGUCAGGCACUGGAAGAGGUUUUAA